GCGCGGACACAUCCACUUGGGCAGUGCCGCAGCGCUGAGCUCCCUGGUCCCCGGGGGUGAGGGUACCAGGGUGAAGUGGGUGGGAGGAGGGGGCGGUGCUCCUCCGCCUCCGCCGCCGCCUGCAGCUCCGCAGAGGCCUCCGCAGCAGCCUCCUGGCCCGCCCCCUCUUCCCCCCACCCCCCUGCCUGGAUGGUACGCUCCGGUCCGCCUGGCCCGGCUGCAGUGGAUGUUGCUAGAACCCACGCGGAGAAAGGAAGAGACGCAGGCAGGCUGCGGUGACCCGAGCGGCCGCCUCUGCCUCAGGGACCCCUUCCCCGAGAGACGGCACCAUGACACAGGGAAAGCUCUCCGUGGCUAACAAGGCCCCCGGGACAGAGGGGCAGCAGCAGGUGAAUGGCGAGAAGAAGGAGACUCCGGCAGUGCCCUCGGCCCCGCCCUCCUAUGAGGAGGCCACCUCUGGGGAGGGGCUCAAGGCAGGAGCCUUCCCCCCGGCCCCCUCGGCUGUGCCUCUCCACCCCAGCUGGGCCUAUGUGGACCCUAACAGCAGCUCCAGCUAUGAGAGUGGCUUCCCCACUGGAGACCAUGAGUUCUUCACCACCUUCAGUUGGGACGACCAGAAGGUUCGCCGAGUCUUCAUCAGAAAGGUCUAUACCAUUCUGCUGAUUCAGCUGCUGGUGACCUUGGGUGUCGUGGCUCUCUUUACCUUCUGUGACCCCGUGAAGGACUAUGUCCAGGCCAACCCAGGCUGGUACUGGGCAUCCUAUGCUGUGUUCUUUGCGACCUACCUGACCCUGGCCUGCUGUUCUGGACCCAGGAGGCAUUUCCCCUGGAACCUGAUCCUCCUGACCAUCUUUACCCUGUCCAUGGCCUACCUCACUGGAAUGUUGUCCAGUUACUACAACACCACGUCUGUGCUGCUGUGCCUGAGCAUCACGGCCCUCGUCUGCCUCUCUGUCACCGUCUUCAGCUUCCAGACCAAGUUCGACUUCACAUCCUGCCAAGGUGUGCUCUUCGUGCUGCUCAUGACCCUCUUCUUCAGUGGGCUCAUCCUGGCCAUCCUCCUGCCCUUCCAAUAUGUACCUUGGCUCCACGCAGUGUAUGCCGUGCUGGGAGCAGGCGUGUUUACAUUGUUCCUGGCUUUUGACACCCAGUUGCUGAUGGGUAGCCGACGCCACUCGCUGAGCCCUGAAGAGUAUAUUUUUGGAGCCCUCAACAUUUACCUAGACAUCAUCUAUAUCUUCACCUUCUUCCUGCAGCUUUUUGGCACCAACCGGGAAUGAGGAGCCCUUCCCACCCCUUCCUUCCUUCAGAGAAUGCCCCCUUGCUGGUCCUCUGACCCUCCCUGUGCUCCUGCAAGCCGAGAUAUAAAGCUAGCUGCCAGCCCAGCCUUUGGCCAACCCGCUCACUGUCCUCAACCCCACCCUCUGCAGCUUGUACCCAUGCCACCAGGGGCCCUGUGGAACCCGGUCGUACUGUCCCCUGUGCCGCUCCUUCCCCCAGCUACCUCUCCCAGACUGGGACCAUCAAGGCUGGAGGCCCCUCUGGGUUUGAGGACCCAAGGGAUGCGUGGGAGAAGCCCAGCAGGAUUUCAGAUGUGGGAAAGAGGCCCCAGGAAGCCCAGCUGAAGCCUGCAACCUGACUGUGAUUCCUCCUAGGGCCACCCACAGUGUGGGACCCUGGGGCACACUGUCCUGUGCCCAACCCCUGCCUCUCGCCCUCCUUCCAGUUUAGGCGUUGACGUUCUGUAAGGAAGUGGUGGGGAGGACAACUGGGAGACAAGAUGUGUGUGCUCUGCGGAGAGGCAAGGGUACUGGGUUAACAGGAUGGCUGUCCCAGGCUGCCCAGCCUCCCUCAGCUCUGGAACCAGGGGCUUGUUUUAGGCACUUGAGCCCUGGGGCAGAAGAGAGGGGCAGCAAGCCAGUACCAUCUGUGCUUGCCUUGGUCUACCCUUCUGGGUCACAACACAGCACUGCCAGGGCAGGAGGUGGGUGUAGGGGGGCCCUGCUCCUGAGUAGAGACCUGUCCUGAGAUUCCAAGGGAGCAAGCAGCCAAGCAACUGGGCUCUGCAGCAUCGCUGACUCUCCCAGACUUGCGUCCUCCUGGGAGAUGUGGCAGGACUGAGACCAACGUCCUCUCACUGUCUUCUCUUAAAUCCCCAGCCUGCUCUCACAGGCCUGAGGCUGAGUAAGGGCUUGAACACUGGAAGACUGGGUGUUCUGGGAAAAGGAGACUUAUUCUGGCUGCUGAGCCAGCAGCACCCACCCCGAACCCCUGACCCAGGAGGAAAUUGGGCCCUGCCUCCAGCCCUUCCCCAAGGCCUUUCUGCCCAUCUUACUUCCAAAACCUCCCUCAUCCACUGCCAGUUGCUGGCUUAGCCCCAGCCAGGCCUCCUGAGGCCUCCACUGGCAGUGCCCGUGUCUCUACUCCCAGCUUCUCUGACCACUCAGUUCAGAGGUCCAGGCCAUUCCACUCCUAUCUCCUCAUCUCUCCAAUUUGAAAACCAUCCAGCUGAUGUUAACAACCAGGGCAAGUCCCUCUGGCUGGUCUCAUGUGAUGGGAUCGGGUCUCCUUAUCAGCCUCCAGGCAGCUGAGAUCUCAGGCAGACUGUGUGCGUCAGCCACCAGUCCCCUGCAGGUCUGCUGGAGAGUGGACCAGGAGGCCACACCUAGGGGAAGUGUACAAGCUGCCUUGGCUAGUGGCUAACUCAGCCAGUGGAAAGUUACUGGGUGGAGUCAGGUUCAGAGUGGAUACCUGGACCCUUCCUUGACUGCUCCCUCCAGGGUUGCCUCUCUUCCCACAUGCCAGUGGCUCUCUUUGCCCCUGGGGAGGGUAACUAGGUAUGUUAUCUACGUAUUCUCAACCCCUCCCUCUCCAUCCUUCCUAUCUCCAACUUGUAAGAAAUAUUGCAGAAGUGUGUGAAGCUUUGUUCCAUCUUGGAUGUGAGGAGAGAGGGAAUCAAGAAUGGAUGGUGGUGGUGUUGGUAUGUGAAACGGAGAUAACUGAGAGCGUGGGUGGGUUGCUCCCUGUGUGCUGUCUAAAUUAACCCGUUACAGUGAUCCUGCAAAGGAAGUACUCUGCACAUGCCCAUGGCACAGAGGAGAGCUGAGGUGAUGGAGAGGCUUGAUCCAAGAUCCUACAGCUAACAGACCGGAUGGCGGCUGGAAUGAGACUGAGUGGUCAGGCCCUGACAGCUCGGGGGAGUUUGUGGUCCUGAGUAACCCCUCCCUGGCCUUCCAUCUCCCCCCUCCCCCGCUACCACCACCGGAUUUGCACUCUGUAGUUUCCAACUUCUAGACACAAGUUGGGAAGAAGGAUUCUGGUGCCUCAUUGCCAAGGGGCUCAUGGUAUUAAGCAAGUGAUUCUUGCUAACUAUGAUUCAGUUUUUCUAUGAGCAAAAUGGAAGACUGUGGCCAGAGUGCCACAGAGGGAGGCACCAGAACACAUAUUUGCACAGACUUUUUUUUAACCACCUCUCCUCUGAGGUCCCUUGAUUCCUCUUCUGAUUUCUAGUUUGAGUUCUAGAGGGGUUAUCUCCUCCACCCUUUGCCCUGUAAUUUUCAGCUUGGGCCUUGGUCAUACUUCUCAGAAUCCACCGAUCCAAGCCCUCCUCUUCAUAGGACAGUUCAUGAAGACACUGGGGAUUGAGAAGCUCUUCUGAGGCUAAGCUCCGAAAGCAUGGGGAGGAGGCAAGCACUCCACUCAGCCUUAAACGAUGUUGAGGGGGCCAGUCAGGGCCCCUCAAAGCAGAGUAUGCUGCAGAGGCCCCUGUUCUGGGUCCUGAGAGGGUGACCUGCUGGGCUGGCAGCAGAGCCAGGGCUGAGGCCCCUCCGUUCCACCUACACUGAAGCACGAGAUGCGUGGGGACACCUGAAUGGAUCUUGGAAGGAGGAAGGGCGGGGAACAGGAAUGCAGGAUUACGAGAAACAGAGAAACUGAAGCUGGGCAGGUGCCAUAAGCUGCAGAAGAGAAGGGGAACCUGUUGGCCCCUCACAUUUUUGGCAAGGGUGGGGCUGGGCCUGGGAAGCGACAGGUUGAUUUGAUAAAGCUGGAGGCAGCCAGGAACCUGACCAUCUGUGAUGUGGGUGGGAGAUCUCUCACUAAGGGGAAGAGAAAUCAAAGGAGCCUCUCUUGGGGAUUGUAGAUGAGGGGAGGCUAGGGAGGUAUACAUAAGUCCCUGGCCUCCAGCACCAGUCCCCAGGCUCAGGUGUGGCUCCUGUAUCACCUGGGGAAGCCCCAGGAAUCAUGGCUCUCCCAUCCUCAGCUUUACCUCCCAGGGGAGUCAGGAUGACCCAGACUCUUAUUCCAAACAAAAGGCUCCACCUCUCCCUGCCUGACCCACCUGGGAUUGCACACAAGCACUUUGCUGCCCCCCUGUGGCUUCCUGAGGAAAAGCAGGGCCUGGUUGUGCUGAGGAGAAGCAGACGGAGCCUGGGGUUUGCAGGCAGGAGCUGGCCUUUGGCCUUCAUGCCGGGCUCUUCUCAGAUCACCCCAGACCACUCUCCUGCUGUCCCCUUUAGUCCAAUCACUGUCGCGUCUCAGACACUGUUUACCUGUCUGCUGGAAACCACCCCUGUGCCCCCCAGCCCCAGAGCUUUCUCUCGGAUGUCUGAGGGCAGAGAACACUCCCAGGCAAGUCUUUCAGGCCUCAGCUCCUUCAAGUUUUCCCGGGGUCCGCGCUGUUUCCUUCCCUGGCCUCACCUUCUUGGUCUGUGUCUGACAGGAAAUAAGAAUAAAAGUAAUAAUGAUACAGAAA
This is a messenger RNA of Bubalus bubalis (water buffalo), 4753 nucleotides long. It is a transcript of the gene FAIM2, whose product is annotated as Fas apoptotic inhibitory molecule 2. Gene Ontology annotation, cellular component: membrane; Golgi apparatus; endoplasmic reticulum. Lineage: Eukaryota; Metazoa; Chordata; Mammalia; Artiodactyla; Bovidae. Gene Ontology annotation, biological process: negative regulation of apoptotic signaling pathway. The record is from RefSeq and is a predicted model, not a curated record. The coding region runs from base 330 to 1280 and encodes 316 amino acids. The transcript has 12 exons.